Molecule: messenger RNA, 1390 nt
Organism: Microcebus murinus (gray mouse lemur)
Lineage: Eukaryota; Metazoa; Chordata; Mammalia; Primates; Cheirogaleidae
Product: aquaporin-8
Biological process (GO): water transport; transmembrane transport
Cellular component (GO): plasma membrane
Molecular function (GO): water channel activity
Source: RefSeq, a predicted model, not a curated record
CUGCAGCCCUUUAAAAGGGGCAGAGCCUGUAGUGGGACAAGCAGGUCCUGUGUCGGAGACAAGAGUGCCGAGAACAACAGGUGCGGGUUUCCCAGCAGCUCAGGCAAGAGCCCAGGGCUUGUGCCAUCCUGUCCUGAUGUCUGGAGAGGUAGCUAUGUGUGACUCUAACUUUGGCAACGUCAAGGUGAAGGAGCCGAGCGUGGGUGACAGGUGGCGUGUGUCCUGGUACGAGCGGCUGGUGCAACCCUGCCUGGCUGAGCUUCUGGGCUCUGCCCUCUUCAUCUUCAUCGGCUGUCUGUCUGUCAUCGAGAAUGGGCCGGACACUGGGCUGCUGCAGCCAGCCCUGGCCCACGGGCUGGCCCUGGGGCUCAUCAUUGCCACACUGGGGAACAUCAGUGGGGGACACUUUAACCCUGCGGUGUCCCUGGCGGCCAUGCUGAGUGGAGGCCUCACCCUGAUGAUGCUCGUUCCCUACUGGAUCUCCCAGCUGUUCGGGGGGCUGAUCGGGGCUGCCCUGGCCAAGGCAGUGAGUCCUGAGGAGAGGUUCUGGAACGCAUCUGGGGCGGCCUUUGUGACAGUCCAGGAGCAGGGGCAAGUGGCAGGGGCAUUGGGGGCAGAGAUCAUCCUGACGAUGCUGCUGGCCCUGGCUGUAUGCAUGGGAGCCAUCAACGAGAGGACCAAGGGCCCUCUGGCCCCAUUCUCCAUCGGCCUGUCCGUCACAGUGGACAUCCUGGCAGGGGGUAAUGUGUCUGGAGCCUGCAUGAACCCUGCCCGUGCCUUUGGACCUGCUGUCAUGGCCAACUACUGGAGCUUCCACUGGAUCUACUGGCUGGGCCCACUCCUAGCUGCCCUGCUGGUGGGACUGUUCAUUAGGUUCUUCAUUGGAGAUGGGAAAACCCGCUUAAUCUUGAAGGGACGGUGAAGCUGAGCUGGUGGGAUCCCUGCUGCUACUGCUGCCCUCAGCUGAACCAUCCUCUACUUAGGACAGGACAGCUUCUGCAUUUCCUGCCAGGACAGAGGCCCAGAGGAGCGACUGACUCACUUCCACUAACUCAGGCCCGGCUUCUCAGACAGACUGCUGCUCAGUCCUGAGGAAGCUCUAAGUUCCUGGAGUUCCUUUGUGCUCAUCAGAGACCUCAGCCUGGGGAGCAUGUUGCCGGCACUGCCCAGAGAGAGGUGGAAGUAGCACAGCAGAAGAUUUUUCUUGAGAGGAAGCGCCCAGCAUUGGGAGAGGAGGCUGUUUCUGUGCAUCAGCUCGUUUCCUGCACCCUAUCUGUCUCCUUGUCUUGUUCCUUGGUUCCCCUGUUACAGAAGAGGCCUGACCACUUUCUUGCUUUCCGAGCUGACAAUCUUGCUUUGCAAUAAAUAGACCAGUGUUUCCUUCCAUGUA